AUGAUAGAUAAUAAGUGUUCAAGUAAUAGAUUAGUUGUUUUUGAAGAAUAUGCAUUAAAGAAAAAACAGAACUGUAAGAUAAAUUCAAAGACUAUUUUAGAAAAGCAAACAGAGUUGGCUAAUCAUCUAAAUGUACUUGAAAUUUUGGGUUUAUUAUAUGUAUGA
Messenger RNA from Cetraspora pellucida, 165 nucleotides. Lineage: Eukaryota; Fungi; Glomeromycota; Glomeromycetes; Diversisporales; Gigasporaceae. The record is from the annotation of a GenBank genome assembly.